Molecule: messenger RNA, 1816 nt
Organism: Setaria italica (foxtail millet)
Lineage: Eukaryota; Viridiplantae; Streptophyta; Magnoliopsida; Poales; Poaceae
Product: alpha-1,3/1,6-mannosyltransferase ALG2
Exons: 10
Coding region: 459-1700 (413 amino acids)
Molecular function (GO): alpha-1,3-mannosyltransferase activity; GDP-Man:Man(1)GlcNAc(2)-PP-Dol alpha-1,3-mannosyltransferase activity
Source: RefSeq, a predicted model, not a curated record
ACUGUUGCGAGAGCUUACCGGUUCGUCAAAAUUCCCGUGGCCUCCUCCCCCUCCCCGCGACAGAACACGCGCGCGCACGGGAUGGACCGCUAGGGUUCGCCGCCCCACCGGCGGUGCCCCUCUCCGGCCGCUUCCUCUCCUCCCGGCGUUGAUUCCAGGCGGCGGCGGUCCUCUCCGACUCCCUCCUCUCCCGGCGGCGGCGCAAAAGGGGGUUGGCGGCGGUGCUACCUCCGCCCGGUGAUUGGUCGCCGGCUGCCGUCCUCCCCACUCUGGUGCUCCCCUUUCCGGCCCAUUCAUCUCCCGGCGGCGGAUCCAGGCGGCACAGUUCUUGUUGCAUGUACCUGUUAUGCUUGGUUUAAGCUGAACGACUACUAGAUUGGCCAUUCCAGCCUGCCAACUACUACUGUCAGCAAUCACUGGUCCUGGUCCUCAACGACAGCGCUAGUCGGACAGAGGAGAUGGCUGCGGCGGGAGGGGGUGCCGGCGUCUUGUCGCCGUCGGGGACGAAGACAAAAAAGCUUAAAGUCGCCGUCAUCCAUCCGGAUCUAGGAAUUGGUGGUGCUGAGAGAUUGAUUGUUGAUGCGGCUUGUGAGCUUGCUUCCCAUGGACAUGAUGUUCAUGUUUUCACAUCACAUCAUGAUAAAAACCGUUGCUUUGAGGAGACUGUUUCUGGUUCUUUUCCAGUUACUGUUUAUGGAGAUUUCUUGCCCCGCCAUGUGUUUUACCGCUUUCAUGCUGUCUGUGCUUAUCUUCGAUGCAUUUUUGUUGCGCUCUGUGUGCUACUCUGGUGGCCCUCCUUUGAUGUUAUAUUGGUAGAUCAAGUUUCUGUUGUGAUUCCACUGCUCAAACUAAAGGCAUCAUCCAAGAUAGUGUUCUAUUGUCAUUUCCCUGAUCUUUUGCUUGCACAACAUACUACCAUGCUUAGGAGGUUAUACCGCAAGCCAAUUGACAUGAUUGAGGAGUACACUACUGGUAUGGCAGAUUUGAUUUUGGUCAACAGCAAGUUCACUGCAGCAACCUUUGCAAGGACCUUUCGUGCCGUACAUGCUAGAGGAAUUGAGCCUGGUGUUCUAUAUCCAGCUGUAUCUGUUGAGCAGUUUCAUGAACCUCAUGCUUAUAAGUUGAAUUUCCUAUCGAUUAACAGAUUUGAGAGGAAGAAGAAUCUUGAUCUAGCCAUUUCAGCAUUUGCUUUGCUCCGUUCUGGUGGUGCUUUGCAAGAUGCAACUUUAACAGUAGCAGGUGGCUAUGAUAAGCGUCUCAAGGAAAAUACAGAUUACCUUGAGGAGCUCAAAAGAUUGGCGGUGACUAAAGGGGUAUCUGGACAGGUUAAAUUUGUAACGUCGUGCUCAACGUCUGAAAGAAAUGAGCUUCUCUCCAACUGCCUUUGUGUUUUGUACACUCCAAAGGAUGAGCAUUUCGGCAUUGUCCCUCUUGAAGCCAUGGCGGCCCAUAAGCCUGUCAUUGCAUGCAACAGCGGUGGCCCAGUGGAAACAGUUGUGAAUGAAGUUACAGGGUUUCUGUGUGAUCCAUCCCCCGCAGAAUUCUCAAAAGCCAUGCUGAAACUUGUGAAUGACCCUGACCUCGCGCUCAGGAUGGGUAAACAAGCACGGGACCAUGUGGUGCAAAAAUUCUCCACGAAGACAUUUGGUGACCUCCUCAACAGCUAUGUCCUGAAUGUCUACCAUGAGAGGAUGGAGUGAUCUAUAAUACCUAAUUCCAUGUCAACAAUGCCAUGUGGAAACAGUUUGAACAAUACAACAUUUUUUUUUGGCAUUUUUGCAACUCAUCUGACUUUGAUGUACACACAUGAUGCUAA